Amoebophrya sp. A25 is the source of this 320-nucleotide messenger RNA. The record is from the annotation of a GenBank genome assembly. Lineage: Eukaryota; Dinophyceae; Syndiniales; Amoebophryaceae.
AAGAAAGAUCGGCAGGGUCAGGGUAUAGGUUCAAGUUGGCCUGGUAUCGCUUCAGCUUCUACCUUAUUUGUUCAUGUUCUAGCAGUAGCAAAUGCCAAAGCUAUGAUACAAAUGACUUUCCAGACUGCAAACAAACAAACAAACAUCUGCACAGUCUUAAGAAAAGGAUACUACUCCUCUCACCCACAGUCACAGCAUACUAGAAUUCAUAGAUGAAAUGCAUCAUAGAAUAAACUGUACUCAAUUGCGUCGUCAGUAGUGGCGCAGCCUCCACCCCCGCUGUGCAUCAGACUUUCAGAAAGAAGGGAACCAUCACAGAA